GAUUAGUCGGGCUGCAAUAUGGACCAACAUCCAAUGGAAAACAAAAAAAACUUCUCUUUUUUUCGUAGUUCUCUCAAUCAUUUUUCUAUUGUUUAUAUACCAAUUUUUUUCUCAUCUUCCCUAAUACUAAAUCCAGGAAUCACAAAAAAUGGCUGAUGAAGAAGCGAAAAUCGAAGCACGACCUAUCCAUAACUGGGCAGAGUUAACACAACUAUGCCUCAUUAACAUCCUCUCUCGUCUCUCAAUUGAAGACCUAUGGCGAAAUGCCAGGUUUGUCUGCAAGCAUUGGUUUCAAGCUUGUAAAGAUCCUAAACUCAAUUCAGUAAUCGAUCUCGAAACUCAGUUUCGUGAAUCGGACAAUGAGUCGAGGUCGAAUCCCGAAUUUGAACAGAAAAUCGAUUCUAUGAUUCGAUCUGUUGUAGGUUGGAGUGAUGGAUCGCUAACUCAUGUUCGUGUUAAGCAUUGUUCUGAUCGAUCCAUUGCUUUGAUUGCAGAAAGGUCACCGAACCUUCAAGUUCUCUCUAUCCCGAGCUGUCCACAUGUAACCGAUAAAGCAAUGUCUGAGAUAGCCUUUGGUUGCCCGUUGCUUAGUGAACUCGACAUCAGUUUCUGCUAUCAAAUAUCUCACAGGUCUCUAGCUCUUAUAGGACAGCAUUGUCCUAGUUUGCGGAUUCUGAGGCGAAAUCUCAUGACUCGGUUGUUUCCUUCCGAACAAGAAAGUUUUCUCCGUCCACAUCAUGGCGAUUAUGAAGCUGCUGCUAUAGGGAAAUUCAUGCCACAACUCGUGCAACUUGAACUACGAUUCUCCCCGAUGACUAGUAAAGGUCUAGCUUUGAUAUCCGAAGGGUGUGUAAACCUCGAGCAUCUGGAUCUCUUUGGGUGUACGAAUGUUACUAGCCGGGAUAUAGCAAAUGCUUCGUCAAGUCUGAAGAAGUUGAAAACCUUGAAGAAGCCGAACUUGUCGUUAGAAUCUAACACUGAGAGGUAUGGGCACUGGCAACUAUACGAUGAUCGAUUCCAAACGGACUUCUUCCGAAUCUAAUCGGGCAAAUAACGAGUGGCAAAUCGUUGUUCCACUGCUUUUAUAUCAUGCUUUCUGGUUGAUUACUUAGUAGAAAGGUAUUCAAUGGACUUUAGUUGUGUUGAUAUAUGUUAAUUUCCUGUUAUCUGUGAUUUGUUUUUCGCAA
Molecule: messenger RNA, 1187 nt
Organism: Capsicum annuum
Lineage: Eukaryota; Viridiplantae; Streptophyta; Magnoliopsida; Solanales; Solanaceae
Product: F-box protein SKIP1
Exons: 2
Coding region: 149-1042 (297 amino acids)
Molecular function (GO): protein binding
Source: RefSeq, a predicted model, not a curated record